Messenger RNA from Coturnix japonica (Japanese quail), 2894 nucleotides. RefSeq names its product CDAN1 interacting nuclease 1 (gene CDIN1). Gene Ontology annotation, biological process: erythrocyte differentiation. NCBI's taxonomy places the organism in Eukaryota, Metazoa, Chordata, Aves, Galliformes, Phasianidae. The record is from RefSeq and is a predicted model, not a curated record. Gene Ontology annotation, cellular component: cytoplasm; nucleus.
CGGGAAGCGGGGCGGCAGUUGCUCACGCCGUGUGGUCGGUGGGCUGGGAGCAAAGGGCACCUCGGGGGGGCGUCGCCCCGAUCCCCCGGUCUCGAGUGCGCUGCCUGCCGCUUCUCACCCCCUCGCUGCUCGGGGCCGGAGCGGCACAGCUCGGCCAUUUCGUAGCGCCGCGAGGCAUGAAGCUCACCAAAGCCCAGUACGAUGAAAUAGCCCAGUUCCUGGGCCACGUGCAGCCCACCCGGCAGAGCCUGAGGAAGCUGAAGGAGAAGUUCCCUAGUCAAUCGCAGUCCACUCUGCUGAGCAUCUUCUCCCAGGAGUACCAGAAACAAAUAAAAAGAACACAUGCCAAGCAUCAUACUGCAGAAGCAGUUGAAACUUACUACCAAAGGUACCUGAAUGGGGUGAUGAAAAAUGCAUCUGCCCCUGUUUUACUGGAGCUGGCCAAUGAGAUGGACUUUGCCCCAUCUCUGAUGGCUCGUAUUGUGUUGGAAAGAUUUCUUCAAGAGCAGGAACAAGCCAUCCCAUCCAAAACGCUUAUAAAUAGUAUGCUAAGGGAUCCGUCUCAGAUUCCAGAUGGAGUUCUAGCAAAUCAAAUCUAUCAGUGUACUGUGAAUGACUGUUGUUAUGGACCACUGGUGGACUGCAUCAAACAUGCUAUUGGACAUGAGCAUGAAGUCUUGCUGCGAGAAAUGCUUUUGGAAAAAAAUCUUUCCUUUAUAGCCGAAGAUCAGCUUCGUGCAAAGGGUUAUGACAAAACACCAGACUUUAUUUUAGAAGUGCCAGUAGCUGUUGAAGGACACAUAAUUCACUGGAUUGAAAGCAAAGCCUCAUUUGGUGAUGAAAGUAGCCACCAGGCCUACUUGCAGGACCAGUUUUGGAGUUAUUGGAAUAGAUUUGGCCCUGGAUUAGUCAUCUACUGGUAUGGAUUUAUUGAAGAGCUGGACUGCCAUCGUGAACGUGGCAUCCUGCUAAAAGACUGCUUUCCUACUGACAUUGUGACUCUGCGACACAGCAUGGCUCAGCGCUGAUGGUGGGAGGAAGAGGAAUCCAUACCUUGUAGCUUUUCUCUAAACUGAUUUUAAGCAAGGAAUCUGUUCAUAACCCCUGUAGGUACUGUAACAUGCAAUUUCUGGCAUACUAAAGUCUAAAAGAACAACAUACAGAGGCUCUCUACAUAGAUUAUUUCUGAAGAUUAUCUUCCUUGAGUUCAAGAAGAGGAGUUCAAAAAGAUAAAACACCACUGGACAGAUAAAGCAUACAAGUGAGUGUAAGUUUCCUGAGUCCUCAUGUAUUCUUGUAAAAGCAUUGUUGUUUUUUUUCCUGGAACCACCAAGAUUAGAGGUACAGUGAGGUGGGUGUUAGCCCUCCUUCAUGUCUUAGGGGUUUCAAUCUCAUUCUCUUUGUAUGCUCAGCACCACCCAGACACCAGUAUUUAGUCUCAGUUUUUCCUCCCUGUGUUGGCAAUUUCUUAGUAAAAGAAAUUAAUUGGGCUUGAUGCUACUUAUUACUCUUUUUUGAAUUUAUGUUAGUGAAGAAAGGUCAAAGUAUUUGAAAGGGUCAAACGAGAGUUCAGAAGUAUGAGCACCACAUUCAGAUUUUCACUUAAGUUAGGCAGAAGUACAGGCCUGUUUUGGAAUUAGAGGUAUGAUAAUAGUCCCCUUAAAGCACAAGUUGAUAACCUCUUCCAUAAGGAAAGGGUCUUUAAAACAUUACUGUGCCUAUUCAUCUUUUUUUUUUUUUUUUAAUUUGAGGUGAUAUUUUGUGCAUCUGUAUGAUUUCAAAAAUCACGUGCAAACUAUUUGUAGUCCUACUAUGAGUUAAAAGAAACUACUGUACUAUUACUAUUCACUCUUUUCAGAUGUGUAUGUGGUAUUUAUAUUCUGAACUUAUAUUCUCACUUCAAAACUUUUUGGUAACCAUUAGAGUGGAGUUUAUCAUUUUGACAAAUAUUUCAUUGUCAGGAAUAAAAUGUCUUUAGCCUUAAUGUUUGUCUGUUGUUACAGAGAUAAGCUAGCAUACCUCUGCUACAGUGAGUAGCUGGUGUAUAGAGACAAUUUUCUUGGUUUUGAAUGUGUAGUAGUGAAAAGAUUUAUUUUAAAAAAAUAUUAAAACACCCACAACUUGUUCAUGUUCAACUUAUGAGGUACUGUGCUUAGCUUAUUCUACCUGACCAGCUUUAUGGAUCUGCACAUAAAGAUAUUAGAGAAGCAGUGUGUGAACCUCCUUGAUGUUGCUGCAUUUAGGGUGUUGCUUCCCCUGGGACUUUUAACUGUGAUUUAGGUUAGCAGAGACUGCAAGACCAAGAAGAAAAUUAAAGAAUUAAGAACAUUAUUAUAAUGGAAAAUUCAGAAAUAAUGGAUGUCUGUGUGAAAGAGGUUUUAAGGGCAAAAUGGAUUUGUUUUAGCUAGUGCAUAUGCUUUGGAUUGUAUGAAAUCAUUUAAAUCAGCUUUUACAUGAUGCACUAAUGCUGGGUUUUUUUCUUUUUGAAUAAAUUAAAUUUAUCUGCACAGAUGUUGAAAAUUCUACUCAACCUCCAUCAAAGCUUUGCUUUAUUUGUUUUUACAUCAACCAAAUUUAUGUGGGGACACAUAGAUAAAUCAGGUUAGCCUUGUAUUUUGUUUGUUUAUUCCUCUACCUAAUGCUGUGACAUAACAGGUUGGAAAGCAGUACAGCUGUCUUUAAUCAAAGUUUUGACCUAAUCUUAUAUAUAUAUUGCCCACUUUAAGAACCUACGUAUUAGGAUGAAGUUGAAAUAAACCACAAUAAAGUACACACUAUACUAAUUCAAGCACAUUCAACCAAGCAAGCCACAAAAAUUAUGCUGUAUUGUGUUUUAAAUGCUGAAAACAAGACAUUAUAAAAAUUAAAACUGCAUUAUUAUCUCUACCUCUAAA